AUCAGAAAUUACACAGGAGACAUACGGACUCAAUAGUCCAUAUUGAGAAUGAAGACCAUUAUAGUUCUGCAGCUGACAUGGUUGUGCUACUGCCUGUGUGGGGCACUGGGCCAGUCAGACGGUGAACGUGAAGGUGGAGUGGUUGUCAAUAAGCAAAAUCUAGACAAAGCUAACACACCAUCCGCCUUCCACACUAUGCUGAUAGAGAUGAUGUUAGAGCAGAAAGUUGAGCUGAGUCAAACCAAGACCAAGCUGGAAUCUAUGGAGGCCAGACUGAAUGCCGGUAAAGUCCAGGAAGAGGAGCUGAGAACCAGACUGAGAAAUACAGAAAACCAGCUUGAUGAAUUAAGGAAAAUGAAUCAAGAAAGACCAAGAGUGGCAUUCUCAGCUGCACUGAGAGAGGACGGUCCCGGAAGCAACCAAGGACCGUUCAACACUGAAACUACUUUGGUCUACAGGAAGGUCAUCACCAAUAUUGGCAACGCCUACAACCCUACAACCGGUAUGUUCACAGCACCAGUGAGAGGACUCUACCACUUCACCUUCUAUUGCCAUACAUACGGAGCCAAUAAUGCAUUUCUGUUAAUGUAUAAGAACGGAGACAUAGUUGUUGGUACGGCAGAUCACAUAACAUCUAGUGAUGGUGCAGAUAAUGGAUCUAAUGGGGCGGUACUGUUGCUUGAGGAGGGAGAUCAGGUCUAUGUGCGCCUUGAAGCCAAAUCAUGGAUCUGGGUAGAAAGCUACCGUAACCUCAGCACCUUCACUGGCAUUCUGCUAUUUGCCCAGUGACACCUCAGAACACGUGAAUAAGGAGAGAUUUGGAAUAAUGAAAACAUGGCUUAAUGUAUUGUAGAGGGCAUCCCUGAUGUAAAUAACAACAAUGCUGUUUAUCACACUCUUAAAAGAGUUGAUAAAAACAUUUAAUCGAGUUAAUCACAGGAUUAAUCACAAAUUCAGAAUUUGCUCAAAUUGAGCUGUAAUUUAAGAUUUUUUUGACAAACUUUAUAUUGAUUAUAUAUUACCAAUAAUGGUGUAAUGAAAAACAAACCAUUUGAAAACAAGUUAUGUUUGAGUAUAGACUGUGUGCCAUUAAACUACAUCAGCAGUAACAGCUAAAGCCUAUUUGACCUAGAUAGCGUGUGUGUAUUGAUAUGUAGGCUUCGUGUGCCUUUAAAAUACAUGUAUGUAUUUCUGUCCUUCAGCUGUUCUUGUCUGUUCAUGUUCUGUAUUAUGUCAUUCUGUAUUAUGUUUCAUGUUCUGUGUGGACCCCAGAAAGAGUAAUGGUGAUCCUUAAUCCCCCCCGAAAAAUACCAAAGCAUUACAGUAUUAACACUGUACUGAUAUUAAACAAUUAUUGAAAUGUUUGUUAACCAUUAGCAAAUGCUGUUAAGCAUUGUACUGUAUAUUAUUUAAGUUGAUUUCACCCUCAAUUAAUUCAUUCCUAAAUAUUGAUAAGCAUUUAUUAAGCUCCUCCUUUGCCACAGGUAUCUUCACAGCACCAGUGAAACGACUCUACCACUCCACCUUCUAUAGUCAAUCAAACAGACAGGGAUGGAUUCCUUUUAAUGUAUAAAAACGAUCAAUUGCUUUUGAUGUAGCAGACAAUGGAUGUAAUGGGUUGUAUUGAUGCUGAGGUGGGAGACAAAGUCUCCAUGCACAUUGAAACUUACUCAUGGGUCUGGACAGAUAGUUAUCGCAACCUCAAUACCUUCAAUGGCAUUCUGCUAUUUACCGAGUAACACUGGAAAAAAGGUGCACCCAAACGCUCUUCAGCCCAGCUUGAACAAAAAAGGGAAGCUGGCGCUCGACUAAGUGACUUGAAAAUCCCAAAAAAUAUUCCUUACCCCAGGACACUUCAACUGGGGACUUUUUCUUUAUUUUCCUGGAUAAUCAUCAAUUGAAGUAUCCUGAGGUAAGGAAGAUUUGGGGGGGUUACCCAGUAACACAUCUCAGAACACAAGAGAAUAAAGAUAUAUUUUAAAUCAUG
Molecule: messenger RNA, 1987 nt
Organism: Salmo salar (Atlantic salmon)
Lineage: Eukaryota; Metazoa; Chordata; Actinopteri; Salmoniformes; Salmonidae
Source: RefSeq, a predicted model, not a curated record